AUGUGUUCACAACUACAGCGUCACCUACCCAACAAAAUGGUCAGAACAAAAGGAAUUUUACUUGUCACUACAUUUUUGUGUUUUCUUGGCGUUAUUUCGGCUACUUGCCCAAGUUCGACCUACUCGGACUUGAAACACACACUUCAGUCACCAGGUUUUAAUAGUACGGGAAAAUACCCUCCGAACCAGAAUUGUACCUAUAAUAUUCGUGUUUCUGCUGGAAAAAGAAUAAUUCUUGCCUUUGACUUUGAAGUAUUUGAUAUUUGGGGAAGCAUGCCAAAUUGUUCUCAGGAUUCUCUGGAAAUAAUUGUCGGGUAAGUAUAAUAUCCAGAUGCCAUUAUUGUCGUGUAAACAUGUUUUGGUCAGCUUUGCACGUACGCGGCAUAUAUUACGUGCAUGUUAUCUCAAAGCGGAAUAUACUGUAUAAGCUUAAAACCAAUAGUCGCUUCUAUUAGUGACUUGGUUCAGGAAUUUGAAAGAAAAGUAGUCACUUUCGAAUUUUAAAAUGUGGUGCUCGUUCCUUCAAGUUAUUUUAGCUUAUACCUUUCUAUAUUUCUCAGUGACAGACGCGAACCCGUAAGUUUUCAUUCAGUCACUUUGAUCAGAAAGGUGUUUAGCAUUGUUCAACUUUCUCACGUCAUUCCUAAGAUUAACUGGGUGAUGGUCUAUUCUUUUCUCAAACUUCUCAGAUGAGACAUGAAAGGUUGUUAAUAUCAACGAUGUAGAUUAUCAGGAUUUUUUGUGUGAUAAUCAACCAUGCGCUAUUGAUGAUUAAUGCUUUAUUAAGGCUGGUUUUCACUAGCGACGGAGUGGGAGUCGGAGUCAUAAUCAGAAGCAUAGAGCUUAUGAUCUAGUGAAAACAGCGUUCCGAUUCCACUUACGACUUCAUCGCGUAUGUUCCACUUAUGAUCUAGUGAAAACCAGAUUGUCGGAGUCGGAAGCAGAAACAGAAGAACCUAACCAAUCACAAAGAGUGGGAACGUGCAUUCUGAUUGGCUUAUCCUUCCACUUCUGCUUCCAACUCCGACAAUCUUGUUUUCACUAGAUCAUAAGCGGAACGUAAGCGAUGGAGUCGUAAGCGGAGUCGUAAGAAAAGGGGAACAUUCUGAUUCUUCUGACUCCAAUUCCGUCGCGCUUACGACUCUGCUUACGACUCCGACUUUUGAUUUUCACUAGGUCAUAAGCCCUCUUACAACUCCGCUUACAACUCCGACUCUGUCACUAGUGAAAACCAUCCUUUAUAGACAAUAUUAUUUGAUGAGAUUUGAGCCGAGCAAAGGCUGAGGCUGAUAACACUUACUGAGACCUUGAUUACCUGCAUUCAAACUCCACUUUACGGAUACUCGCUUAAUAUGGACACCUCAUUAUUACGGACAGUUUGCUUUGUCCCUGGGAAAAGAAAACCAUUACAUUUUCUCUAAAUUCAACCCGCUUAAUAUGGACACCCCGUUAAUAUGGACACUUUUUUCGGUUCCCUCAGUGUCCUUAUUAACAGGGUUUGACUGUAUUUAGGAUAUCGAAUCUAAUAAUUGUUUUAUUAUUCAUUGUUUUGAAGAAAAUGAUGACAAACAAACUGUCACAAGGAAAGUGAAUUGAUAUUGUUAUUACAAAUCAUUCAUAAUUGCAUGUGCAACUGACAAAUUAGUCGGUUACCUGCUAGCAGAUAACUCACUAAUCUGCAUUACUAAUUCUGAGUUACAACUGACAAGUCUUUCUAAAAUAAAAUCAGAAAACUUAAGACCUAUCUAGUCAGUAAAGAACUAUUAUUUCAACAAUCUGCAUUUUUAUCAGGUAUCAUUUUUAAGAUGUGUUAUCUCUCAAUUUUUAAAUCAACAUAAUUAUUAGAGCUAUACCUUUUUAUCUCUUAGGGCUAAGAGGAAAAGGAAAUUAAAAAAAUUAAUAAUUAUUGGGAAUCAACCUAGGUUAAAUCAAAAUUAACCUGAAAUUAAAAUUUACCUUUAACAUUUUAUUAUUAUUUUCCUUUUAAUUGUGAGUUUAUACCUGUAAAAUAGGUUUUUAGCUAAGUGUUAAUUCUGUUAAUAAAAUAUUUUGCUGGGACAUGUAUAUAUAGUAAAGCCCUGUCAGGGUAUAAUUCCAUCAAGCAAAAUGUCAGCAUUGAAACUGCAGUGACAUACUUGUACACUGUAAGACUCGAUGAGAUGGGGAAAAACAACAUUAAGAUGGGUUGAAUACCAACAAGGGACAUGGCCUUCUCCUCAAAAGGCAAAGCAGCCAGAUUUAGAAUUCAGUCUGCAGUGGCGAAUCCAGGGGAGGGGCCCGGGGGGCGCAGCACCCCCCCUUAUUUUUGGACCAACUGAGGCCCAAAGGGCAAAAAAAAAAAUUUCAAGACCCCCCCCCCCCCCCCCCCCCCCCCCCCCACCCUUAUCUGAAGGUCUGGAUGCUCCAGUGGUCUGUAUGGAAAAAUGUACGUAUCCCUUCCUUGGAUGGACGUGCCUCUAUAUUUAACUUUCAUUAUGCUCUUAAAUAUAAUGGUUGCGUGACAAACUGUGUCGUGCUUAAGUUUCCUUUUGGGUACUCAGCUAUUAUAAUCAUAUAAUACAGAAUUUACAACUUAAACUCCUACCAACUUUGUUGGCAACGGAGGUUUUUCACAAAAAAGCUCUUAAGGUUAUAAACUGUAACUCCCUCACAAUUUCUUUUAACACUGUACUUUACUGCAGAAUAAUUUGUAAGCCCGGAUAAAACUAUGCCAGAUUUUUAUUAACUAAUAAAAAUAGUUAGCACAAAAUUUCCAACCCUCUCCCUUCACAAGAAAAUCUCCUCAAAUGCACAAACAUGUCAGACAUAUUGCUGCCCCUCCCCACUACUGUGCUCGAUGACCUUGACAGUGACUGGGUAAAUGAAUUUUUCCAUUUCAAUUUCAGAUGUGGGGGUGAUCGAACAUCACUUGGCAAAUUCUGUUCAUGUUCAAAUCUUUCAAUGCCAGACAAGAUCUAUACCUAUGACAACUGUCUGACUCUUGUGUUCAUAUCUGAUGGCUCCCAGGAGGGACGGGGCUUUCAAGCAAAUUACACUACGACAGAUAACAAUGUAGCAAGACUGGAUCCCAAUAACAAUUGUAGGUAUGUACAACUCACUUAGCUUGCCCAAUGUUUAUUGCACUAUUAUUAAAAGGAGUUGCUGUGUUUAUUUACUCUUAGGAGGCAUAAUAUUGUACUUGUAUUAAUCACCCAGUUGGAGGUGAGACUACAGUAAAAACCCGCAUAUAAGAACCUAGGUUUUUCCAAGUUAGCCUAAACAGGUUCUUAUAUAAAUGGUAUUUAGUGUAAAAUUAGGCUAACUAAGUUCUUAAUUAGGUUCUUAACUUUUGUUGAAGAAAUAAAGCUGAAUUUUUAAAUAAUCUGGUGUUUAAUGUCCAAAAACAGUAUUCUUGGAGGCUUCGUUAAGCAAAAUACUAUACUAUUUUAAUCUGAUUCUGUUACAGUCAAACCUAUGGUAAAGUUUUAUGUGACCAUGCUAUAGUGUUUAGAGUAUUACUGCAUACAGACUGUGUUAUAUAUAUAUAUAUAUAUAUUUUUUUUUUUUUGAGAAAAUAAGAACCUGUUUUAGGAUUUUAGCCUAAAAUGGUUCUUAUGUGAAGGGUGUUUAAAAAUGAAAUUUUAGCCUAACAGGUUCUUAAAUGUGAGGUUCUUAUACGCGGGUUUUUACUGUAGUGGAUUAACCUUUAAGGGUUAAAGAAAAAAAAACCUCUUAGACUUCGCUAGUUUAGACAAAGGAAAUUGAGAAUCAACCUCAGUUAAAAACUGAAUUCCAUUUUGACCUGUGACAUCUAUUUUGUAAAACUGUCAGUUGAAAUGUAAAGAGGACUUGGUGUGUUUUAAAUUGUUAAUUUGCUGUAUUACUUUUGUGGUAAUUAUUUUAAUGUGUGAUAUUCAUCAAACAAAUUAAUGUUGUAUAUGUUAUGUAACAGAGACUACAACAGGGGAAUGAUAGAGUCUUGUAAGCGUGUUUUAUCUUUUGAGUCUGUGGAUAAAAUCCUGAGGUGUGACCAUAGGCCCACCUGGGAAAACAUUUGUUAUUUCUUGCAGGUUUUUAUUCAUUUUUAUUUCAUUGAGAAAUUGUCUCUGGGUUGUACUCAUACACCUUUGAAAGUAAAACGUGUCCUUCUCUUUUACAGUAGCAGUGAUCUUGUGACCCCCUCUCAUGGAACUAUCUUUAGCCCCUCCUGGCCACUCGAGUACCCCACACAAGCGGAAUGUCGGUGGCAGUUCAGUCCUCCAUCGGGAAAGAUUGUUCGUCUCUUUUUCACAAGCGGUGUUUAUCAAAAAAACCCUUUAUGUAGAGAUCAUUCAAGGCCCAUUACAGAGGAUGACCAAGUUGUCCUAUCCUAUGGUACAGUUAUUUAGCUAUCUUUGCCACAUAAAUAGUUUAAAUUGAUUUUUUGAUGCUCUGUUUAUUAAAAUAUAGACUGGUUUUAUAUUUUUAAUACUAUGAAGUCCCCAGGUAAUAAUCACAUGUAUCACAUCAUCAUAAUAAUUUUGAGCCUUCUUGGGCUAUGUCAUACCACACACUUCUGUCCAACAUGCAGGCUCUUAAUAAAUUAUUCUUCCUAGGAGCCUGCAGUGUUCCUUAUGAAGGAGUCAAUUUAAGUUAACAUUUGUCCUCCACAUGAAUCCUGGACUUGCUGCCUCAUGCUGUGUAGAUCCAUUUGGAGUCUUCAUCUGUCCAGUCUUGCUUUCUAAUAAUAAUAAUAAUAUAAUAGACCUGAUAUUGUAGUGUUGGAAAAGGAGGGAAGCUAGGGUGCAGUGCUUCAUUGUCAGUGUAGCUUGCCCUUUUGAUACACGGGUAGCAGAAAAAGAAACAGAGAAGAUCUACCACUUUAAGGACUACAAAGUGGAAGUGCAAAUUAAGAUCUGGAACUGCAGAGGCUGUGUAUCUGUCAUCCCUAUUGUAAUAGGAGCUUUUGGAACAAUGAGUAAACACCUAUACUGUAAGGAUGUUGAUCAGUAAGUUGGGAACACCUGGGUCCCUUGCAUUACUCCAGAAAGCUUGUUUCUUGGGAAUAGAGAAGAUCCUAAGAAUGACCCCAGACAACUAAGGCUCAAAGGAGAUCGCUUGAUCCUUUGGGGAAUAAGGCCAGGUAUAGGUGUGAGACAUACACAUAAUAUUUAUAGUAAUGAUGCAGGUAAUGAUAAUAAAUAUUGACUAUUUAUCCAAGAUAACCCCAUCAGUAUAAAGUAGCCACUGUUAUCAAUUGGGUUCUGCUGGAGCAUGACUAAGAAUCAGAAACUAAUUAAGGAAUAAGAAUUACCAAAGUAUAUAAAAUAAAAUAUAUAUUAAAAAAGCAAACAUACACUAAGUUAAAAACUGUUUAAAACUGCAACAGAAUUAUUGUUUCUUAAACUUACAGGCACCUAAAAAUAAAAAACUACACCAUGCAAAAUAAUCCAGUUUGACCUUUGGCAGUUUUGCUGUUUUCCCAUUAUUUGUAGUGUUUAAAGCAUUAUGAUAUAAUUGUUGAAAAUAAUUUUUCAAUGGAAAACAUGCUGUUCCAUUAAGGCAGUCAAAUACAAAACAGCAUGUUCUCAAUUAACUUCCGUUACUGUUAAAAAUCGAAGAUCUCACUUUUGGACUGCAUAGUUUGCGGGACUGUGGCUAUCCACGACUAUAAUAGCUGCAGUAUGUAAAUAUUGACAUAAUACUUGGAAGGAGAGGGUCCAGGCUUCGCAUCUAUUUAUUCCACUGUCGCUACAAAUAAACUUAGUUUGUUUAUAAAAGCUUGUCGGAUGUCACUAUUUUGGCUCAUCCUUGGUAAAGAUGAAAAGCUAACAAGUACUGCAAAAGAAAGAAAACAACAGAGAACCUAAGGAAAAUGAAAGAUUUAAAACAAACAAAAAUUUCACAGGAGAUUACACCAACGUAAAUCUACAAUUUCACUGUUGUUAGUUGCUGGGGGGGGGGGGGGUACAAUGACAGCUGAACAUGUUUACUCAUUAAGGCCCCGUAAAAAUAUAUUGAUAUUGACUGAGAAUGAACCCAGCUCUGUUAUCUUGUUAAGUGGAACAUGUCUGUGACAAAUGGGAAGUCAGUAAGUAAACAAGCAUAGGAACAUUAUUGAUUGAUUGUUGUAGUUUUUGUUGGCAACUCUUGUGGUACUGUUCUUUGAAUUUUCCUUUAAUUCUACUAUAAAUUUAUUAGUUGUUAGCACACAGACAACUGUGUGUAAACUGGUGAUAACCUGUCAAUCACACUGUAAGCAGAGAUGCAGGUCUCCACUUCUACCCAGGUUUCUAAUGGUAUUUUCUCAUAUUUAUUCUCCUAUUCAUCUAAAGGUACAAACACUACAGCCUUUGAGUACAAGUACAGAAUUUGUUUUCUGCCAGACAAUUUUUUUGUCAUUGAGAAUGUGACGGCCAUUCAUUUGCUCUUUUCUUCUAAUGAUGAUCCUAGUGAUAAAGGCACUGGUUUUAUGGCUGGUUAUGCCACAUAUGUUGAAGGUACCAUUAGUAGUGAUUACCAUUAUAAUAUUAUAGCUGCCAUAAAGUAACAUACACAUGUAGGCAGGCAGGAUUCUGAUGUACUCGAUGGUGCAAUUUUGCACAAUUUAUUGACCUUUAACGACCUCAAAACGCAUCUGAUCAAACAAUUUAGGAAAAUCACAUACAAAAUAAUGUAAUUUGUUUAAAAAACAAUUCGACUGUUGGUUAAGUAUAUGAACUCAGAAAUUGAUAACAUACAAGUUUUCCCUUCCUUUUUGUAUUUAGGUAAAGUGGAUCCUGAUGCUGGAGGGUAAGAAAGCUUUUAACAUGUGCUAGGAAUUUUGAGAAUUUAUAUAUAUUAAAGUUUGAGAUGGAAUUCUGCUUUUUCCCUCCACAUGGAAGGUAUUUGUUAUUUAGGUUACAAAUAAUCAUUACCUCUCCCUGCAAGUAGCCAGCCAUGCCAGCUGCUCAAAUAUGACAAUUUACAUAGGCUGGAAAAGGAAUAAUAUAUAAUGCGUAAUAAUAGUAAGGGGAGUAGAAAAUAUCAGUCUGUCAGCAUUUUAAUAUAAGAUGUACAACCUCUCUCACAAUGCAUUAACUUCCCUGUUUGUAUGCAGUCUGACCACGUUGUUAUAAUGACCAGUUAGUUGUUAAAAUGACUGAAAAUCUUUUUCUUGAAAACCACUGGAGUUAAUAUUACCAGAUUCCCAUGGCCUUUGGAUGAGCAGAAUGACAAGGUUUCAUUGCAGAAGAACAAUGGGAAAUGCUUAUAAUUAUGCAGAAGUUGCAAAAACCAGACUUAAGAUAUUUUCCAGAAUCACCUGGUCUCUCCAAUUUGUCAUACUGUCUAGUGUUGGAUCCUUAAAUUUUAUGUGGUAACAUGUUAAUAAAUAUAAUGUUACCAUUAUACGUAUGCUAUUCUUUAUGUUUCCAUAGCAACCGACUGUUGACAGGCAUUCAUUGCAACACUGGGAAUUUCCCUUUAAUCUGUUGUUUGUCUAGAUUUCCAGAUUAAAUUAUUACCUUUUAACAUUACUUAGCAUAAUGUUAUUUAUUCAUGUUGUCUUUCAUGAAUUUUUUGGUGUACUCUAGGUAGUCUUGCUACAACCAUUAACACCUAAAACACCCUAUUUUACAAUGUUUAACAAAACCUUCAGCCAGUUAGAAGUUAAGCUACAUUUUGUAUCAUCUCGACGUUUUAGAACAAAUGUAGUUUUCAAGGUGGUGCAGAUCUAGAGCAACUUCAUUAAAAUCGUGUUUUGCACGAACACAUGAACACCGAUCCUUCACAAAGCGAAUUAGGUCACAUAGGUAAAAAUUUGUACUCGUGUUAGUGACGGUAAAUCUUUACCACUGAUUCUUGGAAUCGGUCAAGAAUUUUGGCCAUGAUACUUACAGUUGUUAGGCCAUUGUGCUACAAGAAUCACGUAGUGCAUGACAAGCGAUUCACAUCUCAAGAGAGGAUGGUAACUUACUUUUGAGCGGUACUGUAUAUUUUCCAGUGUUAAACCUUGAUUUAUUCAUUUGGUGCAUCACCUGCAGAAGAUGAUAAUUGGCCAGUAACAGAAAGAUUCAAGUAUUUUUAUUCGGUGGUAAAUUUGAAGGAUAACCAGUUCUUAACUGUAUUUACCGACCCCUUGUUUCCACUGACCAGAAUGAAAUUUUAUAAUAAUGUGAGGCUGCUGUGUUACUGGGGGCAUAAUGCCAGCAUAAUUAAUAUCUGGUUUGUUCAGUUUUUGUACCACCUCCUCCUUAAUAAAUUAUAUUAUCAUUUUUGAUUUGCAGCUGUUGGAGGCCUCCUACUGAAGGCACAACAAGUACAACCACUAAAGCUUCUACAAAUCCUACUGGAACUGAGAAAAAACUCUCUGGUGAGCCAUCACUUUCAUACAAAAGAAAAAUAUUAGAUAAUUGUAUCCAAGUUUUCAGUGUCUUUACAUAAUUUAUUGCAUGUUGUAUAUUAAAGUUGUUGUUGAUAUAUAGGUUUUCGAUUUUAUUUAAUUUGUGUGUGUUUGUUUUUCCUGUUGGUGUGAUUUGUUAUAAAAUAGCUUAACAUAACAGGACACUCAGGACUACAUUUACAUGGGUAUAUCAUACACCCUACAUCAUACAUGUGUACAGCUGGAACUAACAUAUAGAUUUAGCCAGGGCUAAAAGCAAAGCUCUCGAUAAUAUUUAUAGUUUGUUCAAACAAAAAUAAUAUAAAAUCUUGUAAUGGUAAGCAGCGAAGGCAAUGCUGGAGAAUGGUGAAAAACAACAAUAGAUCUAAUUAGCAAAAGAAGCAACUUUGCCUGGCAGCACACUUUUUUUGGUACAUCUCUUUGCCGUUGUUUUGCAUGACUACAACUUGAAACUUCCAGAAACUUCUUAGUUGCACGUUUUAUGGAGGAAAUGUCGUAUGUGUUCUUGUUCCUUUUUUUUUUCACAGCCGCUCAUUUUCACCAUGCAUUGGUGGCCUUCUCAUUUUGCUACCACCGCUACAAAAUUUUCAUGUUGCUCUUCCAACCAAAAAAUGCCUAUUUUGUUUUUUGUCUCUCGCUCUAGAUCUCUGUCGCCCUUUUUCUCAUUGAGCUUCGCUGGCCUGCUGCCUACUUUCUCCUUUUCUCUGUCUUUCUCCUGCUUUAUAUUCCAAAUUUGUGGACAUGACAAUUAAUCUAAGCUAAAUACUUUAGACAACACGGAUACAGAAACGCUUUCCACUUUCCGUUUUCGUCUUUAUUGACUCUUUUGUUGUCUCUGCUCUACAAGACGCCAGUGGCUAUGCGAUUUCCCGCCAAAAUAACCUCGGGUUGCCUUUGGGUUGCCAUACCUGUUGAUUGAGUUAUUUAACAUUGGUAUGCCUGUGGUGCAGACAGAAGGUCACUCGGGCAGUCACUCUAUGGUCACGUGAUUAUCAAAUUUUCUCGGAUGGGUAGAUUACUUCAUUUUCUUACCCAUGGUGCUCCGCUGGUGCGCUUCACGCGCGAGAGCUCUGCUAUAAAGGAAAAACUCUCUUGUGAAUCAUCACUUUCAUACAAUAGGAAAAUAAUUAGAUUUUUCAUCCAAGUUUUCAGUUUCUUUAGAUUAUUACGUGUUGUACUAGAAAUAGUUCUCACAAAAAUCUGCCCCCACCUCUUGAAGAUAUUCCGAGGGAGUGGUGCGCUUCUCGCGCGAGAGCUCUGCUAUAAAGGAAAAACUCUCUUGUGAAUCAUCACUUUCAUACAAUAGGAAAAUAAUUAGAAUUUUUAAUCCAAGUUUUCAGUUUCUUUAGAUUAUUACGUGUUGUACUAGAAAUAGUUCUCACAAAAAUCUGCCCCCACCUCUUGAAGAUAUUCCGAGGGAUUUCUGGGGGCUCCGAGCAAGAUUGGUGAGUUUUUAAAAACCGGUAGCUGCUCUGUUGAGCAAGCUGUCAGUUAUUUUACUGUUAACAGUCUCCCAAAAACUAUUAAUCCAUUCGCCUGAAUGCUUUUUACAUAGCUUACGUUGUCAUCGGCUCGUGAAUAAACUUCUGGUUAUUUAGCUGUUGCUGUGUUACACAAUAAUUAUAUUGUGGUAUUCACCGUAAUGUCAGUGAAUUAAUUGUGUACAUGUAGUAACAUCGUUGGGUUCUAGGAAAGACAAGUGAAGAAAGCCCACUCAGGGCCUCGGUGUUUAGUUUGAAUCUAACUGGUUCUUGAGCAGAUGGCAUCAUUUGUGUCAUGUAAGGUAUAGCCUCCAUGUUUCUCAGUGCCUUACUGUUAAUCAUUAACUAAGAAAGACCUUUACAAGGUAAAAAUGAGAUGAUUAGACACUGUAUUAACAUGAAUAAAAGGUUUUUUUUUUCUCUUGAUGGCAGGAACAAUCAUUUUUCGCAUAACAGUAUAGAGUAACAGCAUUUUUGACAGAUAUAGUCUUUCCAGGGGGUGCCAAACCAAGUUGGAAAUUCCAGGGGGGUGGGGGUCUAAAGCAAAAAUGCCCUCCGUGGCAAUUAUGGAUAUUUUCUGGAACUUCAUGUACUCAAUUCACCGACAUUUGACAUUUUAAGUGCUUUUGAGUUAUUCAUUUUUUACUUUAAGAAAAGUUUUCGCCACCGUCUCUGUUGUGGUUGCCCUAGUGAAAGUAAAGCUUAGCAACCUAGCUGAUACUAAACCUGACCAAAACUGGAUACUACUUUGCAUGCCUAGUUUUGAUCAAAUCUGAAACGCUUCCCAUACUACAAACAUACUCUUAAUACAAACUGUUUUCAGCGUCUACGGCACCUACUCCAGAACGUAAUGGAAAACUCUCUGGUGAGCCAAAAGAUAUUCACAUUUCAGUUUAUCUACUUUUGUUAUUGAGUGUUGUACAAGUUAAUGUUGAUAUGUAGGUUUUCUUCUGGUUAUUUAGCUGUUGCUGUGUUACACAAUAAUUAUAUUGUGGUAUUCACCAUAAUGUCAGUGAAUUAAUUGUGUACAUGUAGUAACGUCGAUGGGUUCUAGGAAAGACAAGUGAAGAAAGCCCACUCAGGGCCUCGGUGUUUAGUUUGAAUCUAACUGGUUCUUGAACAGAUGGCAUCAUUUGUGUCAUGUAAGGUAUAGCCUCCAUGUUUCUCAGUGCCUUACUGUUAAUCAUUAACUAAGAAAGACCUUUACAAGGUAAAUUGAGAUGAUUAGACACUGUAUUAACAUGAAUAAAAGAUUUUUUUUCUCUUGAUGGCAGGAACAAUCAUUUUUCGCAUAACAGUAUAGAGUAACAACAUUUUUGACAGAUAUAGUCUUUCCAGGGGGUGCCAAACCAAGUUGAAAAUUCCAGGGGGUGGGGGGUCUAAAGCAAAAAUGCCCUCUGUGGCAAGUAUGGAUAUUUUCUGGAACUACAUGUACUCAUUAUUCACCUACAUUUGACAUUUUAAGUGCUUUUGAGUUAUUCAUUUUUCACUUUAAGAAAAGUUUUCGCCACCGUCUCUGUUGUGGUUGCCCAAGUGAAAGCAAAGCUUAGCAACCUAGCUGAUACUAAACCUGACCAAAACUGGAUACUACUUUGCAUGCCUAGUUUUGAUCAAAUCUGAAACGCUUCCCAUACUACAAACAUACUCUUAAUACAAACUGUUUUCAGCGUCUACGGCACCUACUCCAGAACGUAA
This is a messenger RNA of Porites evermanni, 11517 nucleotides long. NCBI's taxonomy places the organism in Eukaryota, Metazoa, Cnidaria, Anthozoa, Scleractinia, Poritidae. The record is from the annotation of a GenBank genome assembly.